AUGGCUUCCGGUAAUUUGGAUAAUUCGAGCGACUCUCCCGACGAAUCAAACGAUAGCUCUAUGGAAUUCUUUCUUAACGCGUUACACUUUCUUGAAGAUACGACAAGUUCUAGUGCUCCUCAAACUCGACUGUAUACGGACCGGCGUCGGGAAAUUGGUCUUGCCACUCUUUUGAAUGAUUGGUUCGUUCAACAACCAAAAUACAAAGACGAUUACUUUCGAAAGAAGUUUCGAAUGGACAAGACCAUGUUUUUAGAUAUCGUGCGCGACAUUGAAGCAAACUUCUCGUAUUUCCAAGAACAUUACGAUGCAAGAAAAAGAAAAAGUUUUACGGCGAUACAGAAAUGCACAUCCGCCGUUAGGCAACUCGUGACGGGUAAUGCACCAGACGAGUAUGACGAGUACUUGUGCAUGGCAGCCAGAAUCGCACGUGAGACCCUUGAUUAUUUUUGUGACGCCAUCAUUCGGUUGUAUAGCCUAGAGUACCUACGCAGGUCGACGUCACACGACGUUGCACGCAUCUUCGAGGCCCACGAGCUUCGACAUCAUAUGCCUGGGAUGCUUGGUAGCAUCGAUUGCACACAUGUCGAGUGGUCGGCAUGUCCUAGAUCGCGUAACGGAACGGCUCCGGAUUCUUCAUUCCGCGUGAAUGGCCGAGAUUAUAAACAUGGCUACUAUCUUAGUGAUGGGAUCUACAACAAGUGGUCAACACUGGUUAAAGCAUACCCGUAUCCAACCGACCCUAAGGAAAAAAGAUUCAAGAAUUGCAAAAGGCGGCGAGAAAAGAUGUCGAGCGAGCUUUUGGUGUCCUCAAAGAGGGACGAGAGGGCAAUCUCACCGGUCCAUACAAUGGACCCGCCAGUGCAACCGGUGUUCGAUGAAAGUGUGUAUGCGGAGUUGAUAGAUGAAGAAGUUCACCAUCGCCUUCGAUAUGAUCUUACGGAGUAUGUAUGGGCUCAAGAUUUGGCGUAUCUCGAUGAUUAG
Molecule: messenger RNA, 984 nt
Organism: Erigeron canadensis
Lineage: Eukaryota; Viridiplantae; Streptophyta; Magnoliopsida; Asterales; Asteraceae
Exons: 3
Coding region: 1-984 (327 amino acids)
Source: RefSeq, a predicted model, not a curated record